ACUGGGCGUGCUCUGCUCAUGGGUCCAGGCGGAGACUGACCGGAUGGUUCACCCUCUCUUUGCUGGGAAAGAGACCUAGAGAUCUUGGGAAAUAGACCAAGAUGCUAAGAACCCCAAUGCUGGGCAGGGGGCUUUCGCCGCCCUGGAUAGGAUCCCUUUGGGGCCCCCACCACCCCCCACGGCUGACACGGGCACACUCACACGGUCCCUGCACUCAGACGGGCAGGAACGUCGCUUUGCACCCCCUCUGGAAAGGUCCAGUCCCCGUGCCGGGAGGCAGCCGCCAGUCCCCGAUCAACAUCAGCCGGAGGGACAGUGUGUACGACCCCCAGCUGCCACCACUCAGGGUUGCCUAUGACGCGGCCACCUGCCGGCACAUUUGGAACACGGGCUACUUCUUCCAGGUGGAGUUCGACGACUCUACUGAGGGAUCAGGGGUCAGCGGGGGUCCCCUGCAGAACCACUACCGACUCCGGCAGCUGCACUUCCACUGGGGGGCAGCUGACGCGUGUGGAUCGGAGCACACGGUGGAUGAGCACGUGUACCCGGCUGAGCUGCAUGUGGUACACUGGAACGCUGUGAAGUACCCGAGCUACCAGGCAGCGGCGGGCGGCCCCGAGGGCCUGGCAGUGCUGGCCGUCCUCCUCCAGCUGGGGGCCCCACACCAGGCCCUGCAGACGCUGGUGGACAUCCUGCCAGCCAUCAGGCACAAGGACACGCGGGCAGCACUGGGCCCCUUCCAGCCGGCCUCGCUGCUGCCGGCCUGCCCUGACUACUGGACCUACCCGGGCUCCCUGACCACACCGCCCCUCAGCGAGUCGGUCACCUGGAUCGUCCACAAGACACCCAUUGAAGUGUCCCCCGCCCAGCUGGCUGCCUUCCGUGCGCUCCUGCUGUCGGCUCGCGGUGAGGAAGAGAGGGCGAUGGCCAACAACUUCCGUCCCGUGCAGCCCCUCAUGGACAGGAGGGUCCGCGCCUCCUUCCGGGCCGCCUGAGCUUGUGAUGCCUGGAACGGGGGAGAGCUGAGCCCCGCCAGCGCCAGCUCCCCGGGCCGGUCACGUGGAGCCUGCAAAUGAAAUAGGGAGAAAACUCGGGGGUCGCUGUCCGAGUCCUGCCAGCUGGGACCCUCCUGGGCUGCAGAAGCCCCUUCAGAGCAGCUCCCGGGCCUGGACUCACCCAGCCCCGAGGCCCCUCCAUGUCUCAGCCGCACCACCUACCACUUGUGGCCCACACUGCCUUGCUCCAUCUCCUACCAGAGUCCGACCGCUGGGAAGCUUUAUCUGCGCCCCCUAAGUCUGAAACACAGAGGGCCACAUCGUCCCUCCUGGGAGUGGACAGGAGGCCGUGGGCAGCUGUGCCCAAGUCCAGGCUGGGCAUCCAUCCAAGUCCAGCAUGAAGACAAAAGGCAGGCGCAUGCUCUGGGUUUGGGGUCAGGGCGGUCUGUGUCCCCCUCACCCGACAGGCAGAGAGGUCUCCCAGCCUCCACUUGGCAGGGGCUUCUCUUGUCCAGAUCCCGGCCUGGAUAAGCACCUGCUUUUGAGGCCUUUCUAUGGCUGCAGCCGCAGACUUUCUCCUCUGUAGAGACUCAGCUUGACCGUGGGGCGGUGGAGCCCAGCCUCGCCAGCCAGCUCUGGGGCCCCGUGGUGAGGGAGCGGGAGGGCCAGGCCCACAGCUCACCAGGGGCCUGAGAUGAGGUCAAGGGUGGCUUGUGCGGGCAGAGGGGGGUUCCUUCUCCCUGUUUCAGGGUCUCCUGCAGUCUCCACAGGGACUGCCUGGACCUCUGGCCACGGAGACCCCCCACGCACACACACGCAUGCACACAUGCACCUUCCCUCCCAGGAGAGCAUCCCUGCUCCUGGCUUCCUGGGCACACAGGCCGCGGUCCCCAGCCUGCAGCACGGGCAGGACAGAGGGAGGGACCCUUAGGUGUGGUUUUGCCCCAGAUUAUUGUCUCUGGGGAGACCUCGCCAUUCCUGAGUCUCUCAUGAAAUGGAUCUCAGGCCACCCGGAGAGCCUCGGGCUGUAGGAUGGAGGAGCCGCGUGCUGGUCCUGCCCCCUUAGUGGGACGCUGCCGUGUCAUAGCCUCUGUGUGACCCACCCUCUCCCUGCAGAGACCCCACCCCACCCAGCGACACAGCUCAGCCCACAGAUCAGGAUUGCAGGGGCACCCGCUGCACAGCGUGGGCAAGUGCCCUAGCACAGCACUCCCUGUGAUGCAGUGCUCUGGAACUGCUUGGUUGCACAGGACUUUCCAUGACAGAAUGUUCUAGAAUUGUUCUCUCCCAUUGUACUUCCUAUGAUGGUGGGACAUUCGGGAACUACUACAUUCCCUUGUACUUCCGACACUGUUCUGGAAUUGCUGUCUCCCACAGCACUUUCUCUAAUAGAAUGUUCUGGAACUGC
Sorex fumeus (smoky shrew) is the source of this 2403-nucleotide messenger RNA. RefSeq names its product carbonic anhydrase 5A (gene CA5A). Gene Ontology annotation, cellular component: mitochondrion; cytoplasm. Bases 102 to 995 code for a protein of 297 amino acids. The record is from RefSeq and is a predicted model, not a curated record. Gene Ontology annotation, molecular function: carbonate dehydratase activity; zinc ion binding. Lineage: Eukaryota; Metazoa; Chordata; Mammalia; Eulipotyphla; Soricidae. The transcript is spliced from 7 exons.